CCUGUUGUCACCAAAACGAGACGAGCGAUGUCGAAAGACUCGGCUCUUCAUUCACUCCCUUCCUCCUCUCAUAAGCCAUACUCGAUCCCAGCAUACCUCGCACCAUCCACCUCGUCUUUCUCCAUUCCGUUGCGCGGGUCUGUCCCCCCUGUUGUCAUUGCCAAUGCUUGGAGACCGCCUGUUGUUGUUGCACCACAAGUACCACCGCCGAAGAAAAGGAGCCCUGAAGAAGAAGAAAUUAUCUCGGCCACCGCUGCUAGGUUUCAGGAAGCGUUAAAGCAAGACCAUGCAGCCCUCGUGAAUAUCGACACAACACCCUUCAAGAAUACACUUGAUAUGGUUCAUCGUCUACUUCCAUUUCACGUCCUUUGUCAACCUCGGGAAGACCGCAAGGGCAAACGGAAAGCCUCGGAUAGUCUUGAAGCUGAGAUUUCAGAGACCAAGGUUGCCAUAGAAUGCGCCAAGCGAAAACGCAAGCUAGAUGAAAGAUUCAGACGCGCUAGAAUACGUCCAGGGAAGCGAUUGGCUCCUGCCGACCAAGAAAUAGGCCUUGCUAGUAUGUUUGCGGAUGAUGUUAGAGCAGAGAUCUCAGCAUUCACGUCGGAAAUACGAGUGGCUAGGGCGCGCCUUGACAAUGAAAGACGAGCGAAAAUACCUCCUCAGGGUCCUCCUCCCCCACCGAGUUAUCCGACAUACGCCUAUCAACAAACUUACCCUGGACAAACGGUCUUCUCUGCUGUUCCAGCUCCACAACCAACUUUGCCACUGGUCAUCCCAGUACAACUUCCAAGAAAGAUGCUCGCAGCUUUGAAUGCUGCUAACAUCCAUCCAGUUGACGCGUCCAGUCUUGUUCCCGGAACACCUCAUCCACCAGCAGUUUUACGCAGUACUUCAGAGGAUGGAGAAUCGUUGAUUCUAGAGUUUAGCUCUCAGCUUUUACCCAUUAUAAUGAGUCUACUUCGUGAUACAUCUGCUGUAGCAGCUGCUAGUGCUAGCGUAUAG
Molecule: messenger RNA, 1002 nt
Organism: Mycena indigotica
Lineage: Eukaryota; Fungi; Basidiomycota; Agaricomycetes; Agaricales; Mycenaceae
Product: Chloride channel protein
Exons: 3
Coding region: 28-1002 (324 amino acids)
Source: RefSeq, a predicted model, not a curated record